Messenger RNA from Orussus abietinus, 721 nucleotides. Its product is annotated as cuticle protein 6-like. Gene Ontology annotation, cellular component: chitin-based extracellular matrix. Bases 251 to 721 code for a protein of 156 amino acids. Gene Ontology annotation, molecular function: structural constituent of chitin-based larval cuticle. The transcript has 2 exons. The record is from RefSeq and is a predicted model, not a curated record. NCBI's taxonomy places the organism in Eukaryota, Metazoa, Arthropoda, Insecta, Hymenoptera, Orussidae.
UCCCGCGGAAUUGUGCAGGGAAAUUAAGAGAUAUAUCUUAAAUCUAAAUAUAAAUCAUUUUUCUGGAGGUAUAUUUUAAGACUAUAUUUUUUAUCAACAGUGGCGACAUUUCUCUUCCUAAAAAAGAAUAUAGAAUGGGGUAUUAGUUCAUGUUAAGGGGAUCUUAGAUUGAAAUGAAUUCGCGGAAGUGGAGACAGGUGAUGUCGAGUGAUUUUCUUUUCAGGUGGUGGUCUCGAUUGCAGUGCUGUUCAUGUCGAUUUCGAGGGGGUCUGGAAAGCCUACCGAGGUCUAUCUGGGUUAUCAGGACAGCCUCGGCCAGUACAGUUUUGGAUACAGUACGCCCUUAUCAGCGCGCUCCGAAAUCCGAACAGCUGACGGAGCCACCAGGGGGUACUACAGCUACGUAGAUGCAGACGGGCGCAUCCAGAGUGCAGAAUACACGGCGGAUGCAAAUUAUGGGUUUAGAAUCGCCGCCACAAAUCUUCCUCAAGCUCCACUUCCGGUCGAGGAGACGGCGGAAGUUGCGGCCGCUCGCGCUGCUCACCUGAGGGCGGUCGAAAUGGCGGAAAAGAGGGCGGCUCAGGAGGCACAGAUGCAACCAGGGUCUGUGAAGGAUGAAGAAAUCCAGGCCGAGGCCGGCAUCAGGAACGAAGAGGAAGAACUGCGGCCUUUCGGCGCCCUCGCGCUUUCUCAGCCCGGUAAAGUUCCGCCAUUUUGGUGA